AUGAAGGUUUCAUUAUCAACACCAUUUUCUGGGAUACCAUUAUGGGCUUUGCUUGUGGUAGUUUCAAUAUCAUCAUUCAUUGUUGUGACCUGCAUCAUUUUGUGCUUUUGCUUCGUAUAUUAUCCUCGUAAAAAACCAUACAAACCUCGUUUUUCUUUACCUAAAUCAAUAGCAUGCAAGCACCACAAUGGUGAUUUUAGCUCUUCCUCUCUUGACAAGAGGUUACUAUCAGCAUCAGGGAAUGUUUCAGAACACAGUAUGAACUUUGAGAAGUUGUCAUCAGGUUAUUACAAUCAUGAGUUGUUCAUACCUGGUCAGUUUUAUCCAAUGGGAUAUGACACUUCAAAUGAUAGGUAUUUGGAAGGUUUGAGAUCAAAAGGUAAGUUAUGUUGCACAGUCAAUGAUAAGAGUAAGGGGUGGAACUUUAGCCUUAAGGAGAUAGAGGAUGCUACUAAUGGAUUUGCUAAAGAAAAUGAGCUUGGAAGUGGAGAUAAUGGGAUUGUUUAUCUUGGUUUGUUACCAAGUAAUAGACAAGUGGUAGUGAAGAGGCUAGUAUGUAACAGUCACCAACCUGAGGAACUUUUUGCAUCCCAAAUGGAAGCAAUUGGACUUGCAAAGCACAAUAACCUGGUCAAAUUACUUGGAUACUGUGCAGAGGGUGCUUACAGGAUGUCAGUUUCUGAAUAUGUAGAACAUGAAAGUCUGCACCACUGGCUUCAUGAAUUUCCUGCACAAAUCAGCCCUCUAACAUGGGAUAUAAGAAAGAACAUAAUCCAUUGUGUGGCAAAAGGACUGGCAUACCUUCAUGAUGAAGUUAAACCAAAGAUUCUCCAUGGCAGCCUAAAAGCUACUAAUAUUUUGCUGGACCACAAAUGGAAUCCAAAAAUAUCUGAUUUUGGCCUUGUUGAGGUUCUCAGUUCCAAAAGGAGUCACAUUAUACUAGAAGUGAAAGAAUUGAGUAAACUGACUUUAUCACUAGUUAACGUGAGACUUCAAACAAACUUAUUAUAUAAUUUCAUACAAUACACAUGCUCCAGUUAUGAAGCUCCAGAUUGUCAUGCAAGUAGUAACUUAACUGAGGGUAAUGAUAUUUAUGAUUUUGGAUUACUUAUUAUGGAGAUUGUAUCAGGAAAAAUCCCUUCAUAUCACGGCCAGACACAGACUAAUAUAGUGGACUGGUUCAAAUCAAUGAUUUCCAAUGGGAAGAUGGAGAAUGCAAUAGAUUCAAAAUUGCUUAAAAUGCCUUCUUCCAAGGCACUUAAACAGGUUGCUUUGGUUGCUCUAAGAUGUGUAGAUCCUGAUGUGAAUCCUAGACUCAAGAUGAGAGAUGUAGUUUGCAUGCUUGAAACCAACAUUCUUCUUUUUGAGGAACGUCAAAUUGCCAUGAAGACUUUAGAAGCCAAUCACUCUCCACAAAAUCAGAAAAAAUAGGUGAUACCAUGAUGUAAACACCAGCAAUUUACCUUCAGAAAAUGGCAAGAAACAACAGUACUGUUCUUAUAGUAUAUUGGCACACCAAUUUGAAAGAAUUUUUCAAUUAUUUCAUGUUUUUAAUGAGUUACUUGAGCUUUAUUCUUGAGCAUAAUUCAUUGAAUCAAAUGUCACUUUACUGA
Molecule: messenger RNA, 1613 nt
Organism: Vigna radiata var. radiata (mung bean)
Lineage: Eukaryota; Viridiplantae; Streptophyta; Magnoliopsida; Fabales; Fabaceae
Product: probable serine/threonine-protein kinase At1g01540
Exons: 8
Coding region: 1-1431 (476 amino acids)
Biological process (GO): protein phosphorylation
Molecular function (GO): protein kinase activity; ATP binding
Source: RefSeq, a predicted model, not a curated record